GUGAUAAGGCCUACAUAAAACUGUUCUCCUCCACGAUUAAUAAUUACAUAAGGCCCAAUCCGACUAAAUGAACUACUUUUUACAAAAUUAAUACUUUUGAACUAGAAUAGUAGUAAUUCAUACAUAUUUUCCAACUAAAUAUGGAAGAUCUUAAAAUAUCUAUUAAACUACUUCUCAUUUCACUCAUUGUGUAUUCUUCUAUACUCCUCAUUCAGGAAUUGAGGAUCAAAGUCUCUGCAAUCUCGUGUGGCACGACAAAUUGUUCCGAUGACGGAGCUGUUGGACUCAAAACAGAACUGGUCACUCUCUCACAUUUCGAGCCAUGGGGGCUGACACGUUUCCAGAGUAUGAAACCUACACUUCCUGUAAUUUCGCAACAAAAUCCCUCAACAAAGCUUACACUUUCUGGCGCCUGCAUAUUUGUGAAUCAGACGACGUGCUCGACUGAAAUUCGCCUGGGUCGCUCGCCACAUUUGACGUAUGACAGAAUCCUGGAGCAUUUAAGAAACUGGGGCCACAUUCCGGUUUCCGAAAAUGCCACUGGAGACAGUACGAUUUCUGGUAAUAAUUAUAAUUCUGGGUGGGGAAAACUUGACGCUUAUGUAACGCUACUGGACAUGAUUGAAAGUAGUAUAUCAACAAAUUAUUAGCCAAUAAGCUUUUACAUACUCGAAAACUCAUUUUUACUACCAAAAUUGUUUUAAUAAAUAUGUGAAUACUUAUGAAUCUGUUU
Messenger RNA from Folsomia candida, 733 nucleotides. RefSeq lists its product as uncharacterized. Lineage: Eukaryota; Metazoa; Arthropoda; Collembola; Entomobryomorpha; Isotomidae. The record is from RefSeq and is a predicted model, not a curated record. The coding region runs from base 141 to 650 and encodes 169 amino acids. The transcript has 2 exons.